AUGGCCGCCUCCACCAUGUCUGUCUGCUCUGAAGCCUGCACUGAGUCCUCCUGGCAGGUAGAGGACUGCCCAGAGAGCUGCUGUGAGCCCAGCUGCUGUGCCCCCAGCUGCUGCCAGCCCAGCUGCUGCCAGUCUAGCUGCUGUGUCCCCAGCUGUGUUCCCAGCUGCUGUGUCCCCAGCUGCUGUGCCCCAGCCCCCUGCCUGACCCUCGUCUGCACCCCAGUGAGCUGUGUGUCCAGCCCCUGCUGCCAAUCUUCCUGUUGCACACCCUCAUGCUGCCAGCAGUCUAGCUGCCAGCCAGCUUGCUGCACCUGCUCCCCCUGCCAGCAGUCCUGCUGUGUGACUCUCUGCUGCAAGCCUGUCUGCUGCACACCCAUCUGCUCUGGCUCCUCCUCAUGCUGCCAGCAGUCUAGCUGCCAGCCCUCAUGCUGCCAGUCCUCAUGCUGCCAGCCCUCAUGCUGCCAGCCUUCCUGCUGUGUGCCUGUCUGCUGCAAGCCUGUCUGCUGCACACCCAUCUGUUCUGGAUCUUCCUCAUGCUGCCAGCAGUCUAGCUGCCAGCCCUCAUGCUGCCAGUCCUCAUGCUGCCAGCCAUCCUGCUGUGUGCCUGUCUGCUGCAAGCCUGUCUGCUGCACACCCAUCUGCUCUGGCUCCUCCUCCUGCUGCCAGCCAUCCUGCUGUGCUCCUGUCUGCUGCAAGCCCUGCUCCAGCAUGUCCCUGCUCUGCCGCCCCGUGUGCAGACCCGCCUGCUGCCUGCCCACCUCCUCCUGCUGUGCCUCCUCCUGCCAGCCCAGCUGCUGCCGCCCAGCCUCCUGUGUGUCCCUGCUCUGCCGCCCUGCCUGCUCCCGCCAGGCCUGCUGUGGCCUCUCCUCGGGCCACAAGUCCAGCUGCUGAUGGGUCCAUUUCCUGAGGAUGGCUCAUC
This is a messenger RNA of Meriones unguiculatus (Mongolian gerbil), 919 nucleotides long. Its product is annotated as keratin-associated protein 10-1-like. The coding region runs from base 1 to 891 and encodes 296 amino acids. Gene Ontology annotation, cellular component: keratin filament. The record is from RefSeq and is a predicted model, not a curated record. The transcript has a single exon. Lineage: Eukaryota; Metazoa; Chordata; Mammalia; Rodentia; Muridae.